CGCAGGCAUUGACAUCCCGGUCUCUUGAUAAUAAUUUAUUAGCAUAUUAUAGCGUGGUCACAGGCUAUCAGUUGUUUUGUAACACUAUGUCAGCCAGUGUGUGUUUUAUAUAUUUAUUUCUUGCAAUUAUUCGAAGUUCAAGUGACGCUUUUGAGACGGACUCCAAAAUAUGUUUUCCGAAAAAAUUCAUGUUUGGCGUGGCCACCGCUGCUUAUCAGAUAGAGGGCGCUUGGAAUGUAUCCGCCAAAGGAGAGAGUAUUUGGGAUAGAUACACUCACACGCACCCCGAGCGCAUAUUCGACCACAACACUGGUGACGUCGCUGCCGACUCCUAUCACAAUUUCCCUCGGGAUGUGGAACUGAUGAAGCAACUUGGUGUUCAGUUUUAUCGUUUCUCUAUAUCUUGGCCGAGGAUACUACCAAAUGGACUUACCAACGAAGUUAAUGAAGACGGCAUCAGGUACUACAAUGAUCUGUUAGAGGAGCUCUUUCGUAAUGGCAUAAUGCCAAUAGUAACCAUGUAUCAUUGGGAUCUACCACAGAGUUUGCAGGAUAUGGGAGGUUGGACUAAUCCUAUUAUAAUAGAUUACUUUGUGGACUAUGCAAGAAUUCUAUUCGAAGCUUUCGGUGACAAAGUUAAAGUAUGGAUCACUGUAAAUGAGCCACUAUCAUUCUGUGAGGAUGGAUACGGUGGUGAUGACGCCCCGGGUUCUAGAAGCAGUGGGUUCGAGGACUAUCUCUGCGGACACAAUGUACUGAUAGCACAUGGACGGGUCUAUAGAAUGUAUCAAGAGAAAUAUGUUAAGCAACAAAAAGGUUUAGUAGGAAUAACAAUAGACUUUAGAUGGAUAGAGCCAGCUUCGACAUCUGAUGACGAUCAACGCGCGGCAGAAGUCAUACGACAAUUUUCAUUUGGCUGGUUUGCACACCCAAUCUUCUCUCAAACAGGGGACUAUCCGCCGAUUAUGCGCAAACGCAUCGACAUUAUAUCCAAACGACAACACUUUCAUCGAUCCCGCCUACCUGUAUUUACACCAGAAGAGGUCGAAAUUAUUAGAGGAUCAGCUGAUUUCUUUGGUUUGAACCAUUAUACGACAUCCUUGGCUGUUUAUAGCGAUACUAAAAUUACUCCACAGCCAUCGUUUUAUACUGAUAUGGGUGGAAUAUUAAAGGAGAAACCGGAGUGGCCUAAAAGCAAUUCUACCUGGUUAAAGGUUGUCCCUUGGGGCUUUAGAAAAGCGUUAAACUGGAUCAAGAACUCUUAUAAUAAUCCUCUGGUGUUGGUAACUGAAAAUGGCAUGUCCCUAGAACCAGGGUUGCAGGAUACAAGACGUGUUAACUACAUUGAUGGUUAUCUAAAGGCCCUACACACUGCGAUAGUUAAAGACAAAUGUAAUGUGAUCGGUUAUACUUAUUGGAGUCUUAUUGAUAAUUUUGAAUGGACUAGAGGAUUCUCAGAACGCUUCGGCCUUUACGAAGUAGAUUACGAUUCUCCAAAUAAAACUCGAACGGCUCGACUCUCAGCGGCGUAUUAUGGAAAAAUCGCGCGUACUAAAUGUAUACCUUCGUCUUGGUACGUUGUGGACUAACUUGUCAAUACAAUAUAUUGUUUUUACUGGAACUAGA
Molecule: messenger RNA, 1626 nt
Organism: Pieris napi
Lineage: Eukaryota; Metazoa; Arthropoda; Insecta; Lepidoptera; Pieridae
Product: myrosinase 1-like
Exons: 10
Coding region: 87-1589 (500 amino acids)
Biological process (GO): carbohydrate metabolic process
Molecular function (GO): beta-glucosidase activity
Source: RefSeq, a predicted model, not a curated record